Molecule: messenger RNA, 3116 nt
Organism: Linepithema humile (Argentine ant)
Lineage: Eukaryota; Metazoa; Arthropoda; Insecta; Hymenoptera; Formicidae
Product: calcium-independent phospholipase A2-gamma-like
Biological process (GO): arachidonate metabolic process
Cellular component (GO): membrane
Source: RefSeq, a predicted model, not a curated record
UCAGCAAGUUAAAAUAGCGAAUUUUAAAGUAUUAUACAUAUUAGACUCCUCUUCUAUUAAAUAAAUCAGUUCAUGAAGUGAGGUUCAAUUGAACUUAAUUGUUCCCAGAAGAAUUCAAAUCGUUUCAAUUGCACACGCUGCGGUAAACACUAAACUAUUUGUCGCGUGUAUCAUGGCGUAAUUGUCAACUGCAAUUACGCAAUUGUGCUUAAUGAAGCAUCAUAGAAAUGUUAUUGCUGUCGAAGUAAAUAUUACUAAUAUACGUUGUUGAUUUUAUCAUAUUACUUAUCAUUAUUACUUAUCAUUAUGCCUCUAAUGAUCUUCAACGAUGUUAUCCAACUAUUAAUAGAGCGAUUGAAUCAGCAGUAGUAAUCCUUUGCGAAAUCAUACAAAUGCGCGAUUGAAGAUCAGGUUAGGUUAGUGUAACGAACAGACAUCGUUCGAUAGCUCAGCUGACUUCAACUGACAGAUACGGAAAACGUAAUGGGAUGCUAAGCAGUGACGAUUAUUUUGUUUUACUUUGCCAUGACAUUCAGAAUAUGAAUCAUCUAACACUUGAGUUCAUUAUAACAAAGAUUGUUUGUAAGUAUCAUCAUGAUGGCAAAAAAUAGAAGCGGGAGAUAAAUUGCAUAUUAUCCGAAUGUACUUGAAUAAAGACAAUUUACAGACAGCACAGCGGGUAAGGAUGCCAGUGGAAAUGUAACAAAUAUUGCGGAUAAACUCUUACGUUCUAUAAAUGAUAUAAAGAACAUCACAAUGUCAAUGCAAAAUCAAUGGAAGCUUUUGUCGCAAUUAAAAGAUUACCUGAAUAAGACUAGUCAUGAUAAGAAUCAACAUAUUCAUUUCUCCAAGGAUUGGUUGGAUACUCUGCAAAAAUUAACCUAUUCGCAACUUGAAACAAUACGAAAAUUAUCAUCAUCUGAAUCUAUUAAAACUCCUGAUGUAAGCAAGAACUCAGAUACGAAGGAUAAAAGUAAAAAUGAUACAGAAAAUCUAAAGGUAACAUUAAUAUCUGAACAAACAGAAUCACUCGUAAAUAAUUCUACAACUAUGCAACCAAAAAUACAACAGCAAACACAAGAACAAAGUAUACCCGAUAGUAAAAUAGAAUCAAGUGAGGGCUUUACCAUGCAACAAAUUCUUUCUGCAUUGUUUCUGAAGUUGUCUCCUAAAACUGUGCAAAGCACCAGUAUACCACAAUGGAAGGUGAAUAUUCGUAGUAAUAUUCCAAAGCACAGCAUCGCAUCUCGUACGCGUCAUGUUUUGAACAGUAUUGCAUCAGCUGAGUCAAGUGCUUCAAAGUGGCGGAGGAUCGAAGAUUUAUUAUUGCAUAUUGAGCAGUAUCCAGAGGCUAGACAUUAUGCGAUCAAAGAGGGAGCGAUUAAAGUUUUACUGCAGGCUCGUAAAAAAACAAAGGAUGAACAAAUUAAUGCAUCUAUUAGAGAAGCUUUGGCUGUAAUGGGUUACAUCGAUCCUUUACCCGGUCGUGGCAUCAGAAUUCUGUCGAUUGAUGGCGGAGGUAUUCGCGGAGUAUUGGUCGUAGAGAUGUUGAAGAAAUUGGAAGAACUUACAGGGAAGAAGACACAUGAGAUGUUUGAUUACAUAUGCGGUGUAAGCACAGGUGCCAUCCUUGCUGCUGUGUUAGUACUACCAAAGGAUGCUUUGGAAGGCGGCAAGAGAAAAUCAUUGGAUGAAGUUUCAGGAUUAUACAAGGAACUAAGUACCAGAGUAUUUACACAAAGUGCUAUAAAAGGUACGAGCAGUCUAGUAUGGAGUCACGCAUAUUACGACACAGCGCUGUGGGAACAAUUAUUAGCUGAGCAUCUAGGCGACAAAAUUCUUAUCAAAACCACGCGGGAUCCAAAUGCACCGAAGUUUUCAGCAAUAUCCGCUAUAGUGAAUCAUGAGCGCGUUAUGCCUUAUGUGUUUAGAAAUUACACAUUACCACAUAGAGUGGAGAGUCAGUAUAUGGGAUCUCAUAAGUAUAAACUAUGGGAAGCCGUGAGAGCAUCAGCUGCUGCACCAAGUUAUUUUGAGGAAUUCAAGUACGGUGAAUAUCUUCAUCAAGAUGGCGGCAUUCUGGUAAAUAAUCCAUGUGCUGUAGCAAUUCAUGAAGCUAGACAAUUGUGGCCAAACAAUCCAAUUCAAUGCGUCGUAUCAUUCGGAACCGGUCGAAUUCCACAUCACAUUUGUGACGAUAAAUCUUUGGAAGUGGAAAUUUCAAGUUGGAAAGAAAAAUUCUAUAAAAUUUUAGACAGCGCUACCGAUACAGAAGCUGUACAUACAAUGCUCAAUGAUCUGCUACCUGACCAUAUCUACUUUAGAUUCAAUCCAUACUUAACAGAAAUGUUAUCGAUGGUGGAGAUUCGACCUGAGAAAAUCAGCCUAAUGGAGCAAGAUGCAAGAAUGUAUAUACGUAGAAAUGAAGAGAAAUUUCAGAAAGCUUCUACGGCUUUACUUGAGAAGCGGCAGAUUCAGCAGAAAAUCGUAGAUUGGAUUACGUUGCAAAGACAAUUAUCUGGCUUAUAAAGAACGAUACUUUACAUAUCGACGCGUAUUCCACACCAAUCAAUCGAAUUUGCGUUUGCAAAUUGCAUGGAUAUUUAUAGUACAACUUUUUAAUUUUUUUCAUAUUAUGAUCACCAACUUGAGUCUUUAAAUUAUGUUUUAGAGUUAAUUAUGUAUAAUUAGGUACAUAGUAUUUCAGAAGAGAGAGAUAUUGUGUUUUACUUUUUUAUUCUAUAAUAAUUUAUUUAUAACUUAUUACAUGUUUUGUUUAUAAGAUAGUAAUUUCUAUAAAUGAGAAGAAAUGCUUUAAAUCUGUGUAGAAAUAACAAUAAUUAUUAGCAUAGCUAUAUUCGACUGUGAUACUCUUCGUGAUGCACGAAUACAUUUAAGAUCAAUUCAUACAACUUUAUAUUUCUUUAGUAUUAUAUCGUUUCUCAUAACAAAAAUAUAGAAUUGCAUAUUUAUAACAUGAUAAUGUCAUAAUAAUGUCAUAUUAUAUAGAAUAUCAAUUGAUUUAUUUAAAAGCAUAAUGAAGCUAAACAUUGAGUGUUUCAUAUGUGUUUUUCUUCACUAUAUGUAUGUAUAUGUAAUAGCAAAGUGUAAUAAAU